GUCCUCCCUUGUUGGGAAACAUUAGAAGUGAAGUGUACAAAAUCCCAGGGAAGAAAGAGAAGAAGCUGUUGGCAGCCUGAUCAAAGAAACAUAAAAUGCAGAGAUUAUUGAGUUCGAAACUCGCCUCAAAACUCUCCCACUCCACCUCUAACCAUUCUUCUUCUUCUUCUUCGCUCUUCAAUUCAUAUCCCUACAAAACUGUUACUUCCUUAACAAAACUACCCAAAUCCCAAUCCCAAUCCCAAUCCCACUUCCUCUCUCAUAGACCACCCUACAACCCUCAUUCAUGGAGGUCGCAGCACAAUCUCCCUCCCAAAAUUCACGCCUUUCUCUUCAGCCCACUACUCGCCAAGCGUUUCUUGCAUGCCUCCAAUACCCUUUUAAGCGCCACCAGAAGGACUCUCGCGGAUUGCAGAAUUGGUUUUCUCAGCAGCCAAUUUCCCAAACGGGGUUUUCACCUUAACCAGGAUUUUAGCUCUUAUAAGCGUUCCUGGAGGUCAUGGUUGCGUGGGCUAACACCUAAUGAUAUGGUUCUGGGCUUGAUUAUAGCUAAUGUCGCUAUUUUCCUGCUAUGGCGGGUUGCAGAUUAUAGAUUUAUGAUGAAUAAUUUCACUAUUUCAGUUGAAAAUUUUAAAAGAGGACGUCUGCACACUUUGAUAACUUCUGCUUUCAGUCAUACUGAUAUGGAGCAUAUCAUUCAUAACAUGAUUGGACUGUAUUUCUUCGGGAGUCAUCUUGGCCAUGUUUUUGGGUCUGAGUUUUUGCUGAAGUUGUAUCUAGCUGGUGCACUAGCUGGUUGUGUGUUUUACUUGAUGCAUUCUGCCUUUUUGGCAUCCUCAUCAAAGGGCCAACAACUGUGGAUGGACCCUCUAAAAGCACCAGGAUUGGGGGCAAGUGGGGCUGUCAACGCUAUACUUUUGCUUGACAUAUUCCUCUAUCCUAAAUCCACUUUGUAUUUUAACUUCUUCAUACCAGUUCCUGCCAUUUUACUGGGGAUCUAUCUAGUCGGCAAAGAUGUCUUGGGGAUGAUAGAGGGAGACACUCCAGGAUCUGCGCAUCUUGGCGGCGCUGCAGUUGCGGCUUUAGCCUGGGCACAACUUCGAAAGGGGCGUCCCUUCAGAUUUUAAUUCAAAUUCUAAAUUUAUUUAACAGCUCUGCGGAUGACUGAUUCCAAGCAUGUUUUUCCUUUUCUGGUUUUGUUAGAUCGAAUGGUGAGAAUCCUGCUUUGUAAUAUUUCUUCGGUCAAUCCUCCUAACCUAACAGGGCCAUCUUUUGUGGAUAUAUCCUGGUAAAUGACGCCUCCAUGCAAGCUUUUGCAUGAUUUAUGUGAGCUUCCAGUGCCCUUUGUAAAGUGAACUGCUCAAGGAUUACUAAACUGGAAGAACAGGCUCAAGGGAAGAAGUUAUUUUAUUAUUUACCAAACUUCUUUUUUAUUUUUAAGGGUGUUACAUUAAUGCCCCUAGAUGAUCUGUUUGAUAAUUCUCUUUGACAGUAAGUGUGUUUUUUUAAUCAGUAGAAAUUAAAUUUUCAUUAUUAAUAACAAAAUAAUAUAAAUAUAUAUAUAUUUUUUACAUAUA
Molecule: messenger RNA, 1577 nt
Organism: Humulus lupulus (European hop)
Lineage: Eukaryota; Viridiplantae; Streptophyta; Magnoliopsida; Rosales; Cannabaceae
Product: RHOMBOID-like protein 12, mitochondrial
Exons: 8
Coding region: 96-1127 (343 amino acids)
Cellular component (GO): membrane
Molecular function (GO): serine-type endopeptidase activity
Source: RefSeq, a predicted model, not a curated record